UGACGUUUUCGGGUUUCUGCUGGUUCUCUAGCCGGUUUAUUACUUCGUUCUAACUUAUCACUUGUUCAUUAUUAGUUAACUCUUUAAGAGAGAGCCGGGAGACGAUCCAGGUCCAGCACUCGUGGGUUGGUGCUGUCGAUUCUCUGUCGCCCCUUUCGUCUCAGGAGGUAGAGGUAGAGAUAGACAUCCAGUCGAUGUAGACUCGGUGGUCGCAAACUCACAAUGGCUCGAGUGCCGUUCAUUGGAAGGCUCUUUUGGACCGAAUACAUCGCGCUCUUUGGCUCUCUGGUUCUUAUCUUCCUCGAAGGUCUCAUCCAUAUCAUCACCUUCUGCCUGCCGGAGCCGGUGAUCAACUACUGUUACAAUAUCUCCAAAAGCGUCUUCAAUCUCCUGUCAACAUCGCAGGGGCGGCUGCCUCGACCUCGACAGCGAUCGUUUGCAGAACGGGUUGCUAAAGCGUCCGAUUUUGCAGAGCUAUGUGGUCUUUUUGGCUACGAAGCUGAGGAGCAUAUCGUUCAGACCAAGGAUGGCUACCUGCUGGGCCUGCACCGCCUGGCCUAUCGCAAAGGCGAAGAAGGGAAGCGAGUGAACCAUGGAGAAGGCAGUAUCCGGAAGAAAGUCGUCUACCUACAUCAUGGUCUUCUCAUGAACAGUGAGGUCUGGGUGUGUCUGACGGACGAACAACGCUGCCUUCCCUUUCAGCUCGUGGAACGAGGCUAUGACGUCUGGCUGGGCAACAAUCGGGGCAACAAGUACUCGAAGAAAUCGACCCAAUUCGCCCCAUCAUCGACGGAGUUCUGGAACUUUUCGAUUGAUCAGUUUGCCUUUUUCGACAUCCCGGACAGCAUUGAGUACAUCCUGUGCGCCACUGAACAGCCAUCGCUGUCGUACAUUGGGUUUUCUCAAGGCACAGCUCAAGCGUUCGCCACAUUGUCCAUCCAUCCACUGCUGAACGCGAAGGUCGAUGUCUUCAUUGCCCUUGCUCCUGCAAUGGCCCCUGCUGGUCUGCACAACGGUAUCGUGGACUCUUUGAUGAAAGCGUCACCGAGCGUGGUGUUUCUGGCUUUUGGCCGGAAGAGCAUUCUCAGCUCCACCACGAUGUGGCAGGCGAUCUUUUACCCACCGAUAUUCGUGCGCAUCAUCGAUCUCUCCUUGUCCGCUCUUUUCAACUGGACGGGCAACAACAUAACCCAGAACCAGAAGCUCGCGGCCUACCCCCAUCUGUACUCUUUCACCAGCACCAAGUCCGUGGUGCACUGGUUCCAGAUUAUACGGAACAAGAGCUUCCAGAUGUACGAUGACGAGGUUGCCGCGCCGUUCAGCAUUGGAGCAAGCAGCCGCUACUACAAGCCCGUCAAGUAUCCGACUCGCAAUAUCAAGUCCCCCGUGGUUCUCGUGUACGGCGAGAGCGACAGUUUGAUUGCCAUUGACAUCAUGCGCAAAGAACUGCCGCGGGGAACCAAGGCAAAGCCGGUUCCCAAGUACGAACACCUGGACUUCCUCUGGGCCCGUGAUGUGGACACGGCUGUCUUCCCCCAUGUGUUCGAGUCUCUGGAGAUGUAUAGUCGCGGCAAGUCUACCUACGCAGAGAAGUCGCUCUCUGCCCCGGAUCUGUUCACUGACGGGGUGAACAACCAUGCUUCAUCAAACGCGGUACGGCCCAUGUCUAAUAUUUCUCGCAAGCAUCAUCCGGCGAACGAGUCGAUCUCUCCGCCAGUAAUCUCAUACUCGGAUCCGGAGUGGCGAUUCAACCCUGAGAGAGCGCCUGAAGAUGUCGAUUUGGAUGCUCUAAGCCGCCAGGAGUAGGAUUUUUUGGGUUUAUAAUUGCUUUAUUUUUCGGUGUUCAUAUUACAGACGUAUAUAACAACAUAAUAUAUACAGUACAUACUUGGUAUUUACAGAUUUUGAGCCUUAGUUGAUCAGCAGAGAUGAUGUGCGAGACUGAAGUCACAUUCAUGAGACAACACCAUCAUGCUCGUGGAUCCCGCGUUGUAGUCGAUCCUUGCUUUCUACUCUGGACCUCCUAGCCUGACGCUGGGUCAGAUCUUCUUCGUUCACGUUUAAUCAGUAAGAUCUGAUUCCAUCUUCCAUGUCAAUUUCUCCGGC
Molecule: messenger RNA, 2106 nt
Organism: Paecilomyces variotii
Lineage: Eukaryota; Fungi; Ascomycota; Eurotiomycetes; Eurotiales; Thermoascaceae
Product: putative triglyceride lipase-cholesterol esterase
Exons: 3
Coding region: 223-1806 (527 amino acids)
Biological process (GO): lipid metabolic process
Source: RefSeq, a predicted model, not a curated record